Xenia sp. Carnegie-2017 is the source of this 4362-nucleotide messenger RNA. Its product is annotated as protein draper-like. Gene Ontology annotation, molecular function: scavenger receptor activity. Gene Ontology annotation, biological process: cell communication. The record is from RefSeq and is a predicted model, not a curated record. The transcript has 5 exons. NCBI's taxonomy places the organism in Eukaryota, Metazoa, Cnidaria, Anthozoa, Malacalcyonacea, Xeniidae. Bases 392 to 4162 code for a protein of 1256 amino acids. Gene Ontology annotation, cellular component: membrane.
AUUAGCGUAUGGCGUAAAAUGUAACCCAAAGUAUGAUGGCCUGACUAAACAACCAGUGCAGACCAAACAAAGAUUUCGUGUCAUUAGCAAUAGCAUAUUAAUUUUACAAAGAAGCGUCACGCAGUUACUUUAGGGCUCGAGGGGGACACAGCUUGAUACGGGAUAGAUAAAUUAUGUAACGAGCCCAUACACACACCUUCAAGACAACCCUUCAUAAUACAGCAUGUAGUCAAUGCUGACACAGUAAUACGAAGUGAACGGCUAAGCCCAUAACUGAUAUUGUACGCGAUCGAUGAAGGAUUUUCACACGACUUAAGAGAUUGACGAGUUCAAAAGUAGCAAAAGAGUAGAAAUUCCUUUGAGCGGAGAGCGACGAACAACUCCAAGAAAAAUGGCAUCAAAAGAGGAAGCUUUAUUUUCGAUAUUCACGAUUCUCAUUCUUUGUAUAAAGCCGAAACAAACGUUAAAGGUGAAAAUUAAAGACGACGAUGUUCUUACAUAUUCCAUUAUUCUCUCCCGUUCGUUGACACUUCCUGACAAAGCUAACAAGAGUAAAGAGGCUGCAAAAACGUAUUUUGUCGAACUUAAAGGACCUUAUCAGAUCAGUCUGAAAUUUGACGUUCGAGUUUAUUGUGACGCCGGGUACAUGGUACCUGACUGUUCAAAGUAUUGCCAUGCAACCAAUGCAAGCACCUACCGUUGCAACUACGAUAAUGGAAGAAAAAUAUGCCACAAAUAUUGGUACGCCGACAAAUGCGACGUUUACUGUCGAGAGUUUUCUGAUAGUAAGUAUGUUUGCAACAAGACUAACGGUUUAAAAAUAUGUCACGAAAACUGGUACGGUAAGGAAUGCGACAGAUUCUGUGCGGAGAAAAUCAAUUCUACCGGACAUUACUCCUGCGAUGAGGUAGGACGAAAAAUUUGUCAUCCCAAUUGGUUUGGUGAAAAUUGCACAAAAUUUUGCAAUGCGAGAAACAGCCGGAGAGUCCACUACAAGUGUGACGUAAGGAACGGUUCUAGGAUUUGUGACCAAGAUUGGUUCGGUGAUCACUGUACAACUUAUUGUAAAUCGAGAAAUAAUAUCACUGGUCAUUAUUCCUGUCAUCCUGUCACGGGCUUGAAAAUUUGUGAAAAAGAUUGGUACAAUGAAAAUUGUACGAAAUAUUGCAAAGAAAGAAAUGACACUUCGGGACAUUAUUUUUGUGAUCGAAGUGAAGGAACUAAACUUUGCCAUCCGAAUUGGUUUGGUGCAAACUGUUCAGUGUAUUGCAAGGCUAGCGAUGAUUCUUUCAAUGGACAUUACAGUUGCGAUAGUGUAAGAGGUUCGAUCGUCUGCAACCCACAUUGGUUUGGACACAAAUGUAUGAGUUAUUGUAAAGGACAAAAUAACACAAACGGACAUUAUAGUUGCGAGAAAACAAACGGUUCAAAAAUAUGCUUUCCAAAUUGGUUUGGAAAUAACUGCACGACAUAUUGCCGAGCACAAAACAAUUCUUUUGGCCAUUAUUGGUGUCAUGCCGACAGUGGCAAAAAAAUAUGUCUUCAAGAUUGGUAUGGUAGUGAUUGCCUAAAGCAUUGCACGCCCAGGGAUGACGUAUUAGGUCAUUACGUGUGCAAUCAGAGAACUGGUGCCAAGAUUUGUCUUCAGGAUUGGUAUGGUAGUGAUUGUCUAACAAUGUGUAAGAAAAGGAAUGAUUCGAGCUUUCAUUACAGCUGUGACAACGUCACGGGUGAUCGAAUAUGCGACUCAAAUUGGUAUGGAGAGAAUUGCACAACACACUGCACGGAAAGGAAUGAUUCGACGGGUCACUUCUUUUGUAACCAAACAACCGGAAGUAAGGUUUGCAUAGAAAAUUGGUUCAGACAAAACUGCACGCAUUUCUGUAAGGAAAAGAACGAUUCCUCCGGGCAUUACUCUUGCGACAAAGAAAAUGGAACGAAGAUUUGCGGAAAAAUUGGUUUGGAAAAAGUUGCAAUCGAUUUUGCAAUCCAAAUGAUCUUUUUGGACAUUAUUUCUGUAAUGAUACCACAGGACAAACGGCGAAAGGAUUUGCUAUCCAAACUGGUUCGGAAGCUACUGCACGAAAUUCUGUUUUCCAAAAAUGAUUCGAGUGGUCACUACUUUUGUGAUCACAACACAGGGUUAAAGAGAUGUUAUCGAAAUUGGUUUGGGGAAAAUUGCACGAGAUUUUGCCGAGUGGAUGAUCAUGAAAUAAAACGAUACAUUUGCAACAAGACGACGGGUUUAAAGUCAUGCCAUCAAAACUGGUUUGGAAUAAACUGUUCAGUGCAUUGCCUUGAAAAAGAUGAUGCUACUGGACACUACUCCUGUAAUAAAACAACCGGAUCGAGAAUUUGUCUUCGUCAUUGGUACGGAGACUCCUGCACAGUGUAUUGUAAUGCAGACAAUGAAAACUACUUUUGUAACAUGAGCACGGGGAAGAAAGUUUGUCAUGCGCAUUGGUAUGGAAGAAACUGUUCAACAUUUUGCAUGGAGCCUCGAAAUUCAUCGGUCGCCAACUUUCAAUGCAACCAGACAGACGGAACUAAAAUCUGUCUGCGGCAUUGGUACGGUGUCAAUUGCUCAACAUAUUGUAAAGUUUCAAGUAAUGCGACGGUCCAUUACUCGUGCAACAAGUCCUCCGGUUUGAAACUUUGUCAUGAACACUGGUUUGGUUCGAAUUGCGAGAAAUUUUGUAAAGCAAACAACGACUCCUAUAAUGGUCAUUUCACUUGCAACGAGAGAAAUGGCUCGAAGAUUUGUCACAAAGAUUGGUAUGGAAAGAAUUGUACAAACUAUUGCAAAGAUCGAAAUGAUACAAGCGGCCAUUACAUUUGUGAUAGGAGGACCGGUACCAAAAGCUGUCAACCGAUGUGGUUUGGUAAAAACUGCACGGUGUAUUGCAAUUCAACUGAUGAAAAAAAUGGAAAGCUUUAUUUUUGUAACGAAACUACAGGCAUGAAAAUGUGCCUGCGUAACUGGUAUGGGGAGAACUGCUCUCGAUUCUGUGAAGAGAGAAGAGACUUCCACUACAAGUGCAAUCAUACCACGGGACGAAAAAAAUGCGAUGAAAAUUGGUUUGGAGUGAACUGUGAAGUAUUUUGCAGAGGAAGGAAAGAUUCGUUUGGAGGAUAUGAUUGUGAAAAAAACACAGGAUGGAAAGUUUGUCACGAAAAUUGGUUUGGUGUUAAUUGCUCGACAUUUUGCAAAGUGAGAAAGGACAAGCUUAGUCGUUAUUACUGUAACAGAACCACUGGUUUGAAAAUAUGCCAUCCAUAUUGGUUUGGUCGCAGUUGCAAUGUACACUGCAAAGAGGAAAACGACGCUCAUUUCAAAUGUAAUUCAACAAAUGGGAUAAAGAUAUGUUGGAAAAAUUGGUUCGGACCAAACUGCACCAAAUACUGCGACGAAGAUAAGAAAGAGAACUACGUAUGCGAUAAAAAGACAGGUUCGAAGUUCUGUAAAGAAAACUGGUUUGGUGAAAAUUGCACCGUGUAUUGCAGAGAAAAUGAUCGUGGAACUUGCGAUAGAAAUACAGGAAGGAAGCGCUGCAAAUCGCAUUGGUUUGGGAAGAACUGCGAAACGUUUUGCAAAGAAAAUGGGCAGAAGAAUGGGCAUUUCAACUGUAGCCAAAUCGAUGGUGCAAAAAUUUGCCAUUCGAAUUGGUACGGAGAGAAUUGCACAAAAUUCUGUAAAAUGUCAAAUGAUAUCAACACAGGAAAAUACAUUUGCGACAACAGAACGGGGGAGAAGAUUUGUCAGAAAGAUUGGUACGGUCCAAACUGCAACAUAUGUUGCAAGGUCGACGUUGAAACCACUUUCAUCUGUGAUGAAAAGACGGGAAGAAAAAUUUGCAAAAAGGAAUGGUAUGGCGAGAAUUGUACGCGCAAUUGCGUCGAAGACAAAUAUUACAUGUGCAACAUCACGAGCGGUGAAAGGAUUUGUCGUCGUGAGCAUCUCAGAAUGAAGUGUUCUUCAAGUGUAAAUGUUCUUCAGAGAUACCUAACGAUGGUAAUCAUAUGUGGAGGAAUGCUUCUUCUUGCACUUCUCAUUUUUGUACUAUCAAGAUGCAAAAUUUCAAAGGUUCGCAAGAUAAAAGUAGCUCCUGAAAGGAAUGCUCAACAGUUAUAUGCAGUAGAAGAGGAUACGACAGCUUUAUGAUUCCAAUUCGAGAAGGCAUUUAUUGUAAAUUGUGUACAAAGAAGCUAAUUCAACAGGUAUAAAAAUAUCGAAGUUCUAUUUAUACGUUUCAAAUGGUGUUUAUAAAAGAAAAACAUUAUACAGUUUUGUGUACUUCUAUGAUAUGUAAGAAAAUGUAUUUUACAAAAAUAUAUUUAUGUAAUUAAACAAAUGAACUCUGA